GUUGAUUGCGUAUGAUGUUUUUAAUUCGUUCUUUAAUCUCUUUAGGGAAAGAGCAACGAUUUUUUUCGCCUUGGACAUGAUGUGAAGCUUAAGCUGGUGAUUUUGAUCGUAAUGAUUGAGACAUGAAACAUGGUGCAUUAUUGCAAUGAGUGAAUUAAAGUCGUUGCGUCUCGAUAUUUCGGUAUGAGUGUUCUCUCAGUGUGUCAUCCCAACUUCAUCCCGACUUAUGGAACAAUCUCAGUGCAGUGGUGUUAUGGUGUAGACAUUUUUUAGUGCCACCACACCUGCACAUUUUCACGUAUGCGUAUGCACAUAAAUGAGUACGCAACGGUUUCGCAGGAAUUUCGCAGGUAGUUUGUCUGUGAGAAAACUUUUCCUGCAAAGGAGUUCUUUGUGAGUAGCGGGUGUCAAAGGAUUAAAAUCACUGCUUCUCGGUCUCAAGAACGAUAAAAGCCCAAAAUUGUUGAGCAUUCAAGAGAAAAAAAUGGUCGUAAAGAAAAGAAAUUUGUGCUGAAGAAGAUUUUAUAUCAAUAUCGCAGAACAGCUGGCAUCAUGUUGCAGGCAGUUCGGAUGUUAACUGAGUUGGCUCGACCAUCUGAAGAUCGAGAACGUACAAAUACACGGACACUGGAUGGAGCAACCUCGUCAACUGACAUUGACGUGCAAUUUCGGGAAAUCCACAAGAAUGGCUGGUUGAGACGAACAGACAAAACCGACAAGGAGCUGUGCAAAUUUUGGGUUGCAUUUUGCGUCCACGAUGAUUCGGAGCCGAGGCUUGAGGGUUUCGUUGAUCAGAAACAGGCAACAACCCAUUCUCCAGUGUGGGCGCAUUCACUGCGGAAUGUGCUGCACUUGUCGCCGACGCUCUGUGCAACACAGCGCAACGACUACGAAUUCUGUGUCAAUUUCAGUGAUGAUCGUGUUCUGAGAUUGGCAGCGCCCACGUAUCAGUCCAUGUGCGAUUGGGUGCAGGUGGUAACGCGAAAGCUAACAGACAUGAAAAUUCUCCGACCUAAGGAAAAUGUCUAUUCCAAAGGCCCGGAACGGAUCGUUACCAGAGAUCCCACGAGUCCAUUGCCACCACCUCCUUCCACGAUAGGGACGCCAAGUAUUCCGCGAACGUCAGGAUUAUCUCCAUCAACGAGUGCCGCCAGUUCUUCCGGUUCAAGUCGGGAAACGAGUUCCGGAGCAUCACCUUCAGUUUUUACAUUCGAUGAUACAAGUGUGGAGGAGUCGCGGUUGCGACCAGGAACAACUCAAACACAAGUUCCAAGAACAACACCUCCUGUUCCAAGUCCAAGAAUUCCUUUACCACCGACACCGACACCAUCAACAACUACGACGACGAGUAAUGAAGACGCGGCUAAUUCGAGUUAUGAAAGCGUUUUUCUUGCUUCUUCACAUUCUCCUAACGAUGAGAAUAUAAUCAUUUCCACAAAUCCCGGGCGAAAUGAUGAGUCGAGCGAUCGUUAUGCUGCGCUGAUGGAAUACAGGAGUUCGGGAAACACAGAGACUGAAAAUCCGGUUGAACAAACUAGGGAGGCUCGAGGAACCACACCUAAUAUCCGCAGGCAGUUAACGCUUAGAGAACAGCAGGUGAUGCAUCUGAGACGGGAAAUGAGUCAUCCUGCAGGUGUAAGGCUUCAGCUUGGAAGACGGGAUUGUAAAGAUGGGAUUGCAUUUGUGGACACGUUUGGGGCUGUUUGGGUAGCUGGAUGGAAGCAGCGCGAGCAUCCAAUGUUACAUAAUUUUUUACACGUUGGUGAUUUGGUACUCAGCGUGGCAGGAGUUCCCCCAGCGGGGGCAGCCGCUGUUAAAAAUAUCCUUAAGAGCUGCACCACACCAAGGGUCGAGAUGAUCGUGAAGAGAUUGCCACACGCUCGAGCAGUGACCUUGACAAGAAGGUCAGAAGGUGACGAUUUCGGCUUGGAAGUUAAUGGAAACGAAGUGACAAGAGUUUCUGGAGCAGCACUUUCACAUGGACUUCCUUCCUACAUUCCUGCUGCCGAUCUUUCAGCACCUCUCGGUACAACUGUGACCUGGUCUCUCACUGAGGUAAACGGAAGACCCUUAAAUAUUUUCGAGGGUGGCGCUCAAGAACGCCUGGGAGCUGUCGGUCGUGACAUUUCCAUCGUCCUACAGCCCACGGAUCUUGUCUCUUCUCUCCGGAAAAGAUUACGAGCAAUUCGGAAUUACAAAAACUUUGUGGUACAGUGAAAAGUUGUGUCCUGUGAUUUUCUACGGAAUUUUUUUCAGGGACUCUUUCUGUAACAGAAAACUCAGUCUGUCAAGGACAGACUCAGAAGAGAAACUUGCAACUUUCGGAAUUUUUUUUCUGGAUUCAUGCUUGCUAAGGUGCUUUUAUAAGAUGCGUUUUUCAGCCAUUCCCGAGAAAAAUGUUAGAUCAGGCGGUAGCGCUUGGAGCCUGUAAUCGGAAAGGCCGGGCUCGAUUCCUGAUGUUGGCAUUUUUUUAUCUGUUUUUUUUAUUUAUUCUAAAUUUUUAUUUUAUUGGAAUUGUUUACUAAAUUUAUUUAGAUGAAAUUAAAUAUUAAUUUUGAACAAUUUCAAGGCGGACGCUGGAUGGGGAAACCCGGGAAUUACCUGGAAUUUCACAAGAUAUAAUGCAAUUUAAAAUAAUGUCGAUUUUCAACUGUUUUUAAAUGUCAAGUUCAAUUAUUAAUUUUUUCCAUUAUGGCAUAAUUCAGUUUACAGCGCAUAAUCUUUCAAUCUUUUAGUCUAAACAUGAUCCAUUUUAGGUGUUCAUUUCGAAGUGUACAUUUUCAAUGUAAAUAAUUUUAAAAUGCAGUUUGGAAGACUUAAAAAUUAAAAGCGUUUGAAGUUGAAAACUUGGGAUAAAAGACUUUUUAAGCCGAACGACUCUAAAAAUAAAUAAAUUAAU
Messenger RNA from Belonocnema kinseyi, 2899 nucleotides. RefSeq lists its product as uncharacterized. Bases 553 to 2217 code for a protein of 554 amino acids. The record is from RefSeq and is a predicted model, not a curated record. Lineage: Eukaryota; Metazoa; Arthropoda; Insecta; Hymenoptera; Cynipidae. Gene Ontology annotation, cellular component: cytoplasm; plasma membrane. The transcript is spliced from 6 exons. Gene Ontology annotation, molecular function: protein binding.